Messenger RNA from Canariomyces notabilis, 333 nucleotides. RefSeq names its product yippee-like protein. The coding region runs from base 1 to 333 and encodes 110 amino acids. The transcript has 2 exons. NCBI's taxonomy places the organism in Eukaryota, Fungi, Ascomycota, Sordariomycetes, Sordariales, Chaetomiaceae. The record is from RefSeq and is a predicted model, not a curated record.
AUGGGUCUCGCCUACAACACGUAUCUUAACAGCGGCCGAAUCUACGGCUGCAAGAAGUGCCAAACACACCUUGCAAACCAUGAAGAUAUCAUCAGCCGAAACUUCCGCGGCCAGCACGGCAAAGCCUAUCUCUUCAACAGCGUGGUCAAUGUCGAGACGGGCGACCCGUCGGAGCGCAACAUGACGACGGGGAGGCACGUGGUGCGCGACAUCACUUGCCGCAUGUGCCACGACGUGGUCGGGUGGAAGUACGACAAGGCUUACGAGUCGAGCGAGAAGUACAAGGAGGGCAAGUUCAUACUCGAGGCCGAGCUGCUUGCCAUGGUGAGUUAA